Molecule: messenger RNA, 492 nt
Organism: Haemonchus placei
Lineage: Eukaryota; Metazoa; Nematoda; Chromadorea; Rhabditida; Trichostrongylidae
Source: the annotation of a GenBank genome assembly
AUGAAUCGCUCAUAUUUUACGUUCUUCAGUGUUUCAUGUGGUUAUAAACAAGCGUACGAGCAAUUCUCGAUGGCAGUACGUGACAAAUAUCCCGAUAUGCCAAUUGAGGGCAGCAAUUACCCACCUGCAAAAUGGAAGGAAUAUCUUGCACAUGCAAUCAAUAUUUUGAAAAUAACCGCUAUCGCAGCUAUUGUUAGCGGCAGUAAUCCCUUCCAGCUCCUCGGUCUCGGUGAACCUGCUGUCAUGCAAUGGGCUCACUCUAAUAAGAUCUCAGCUUGUAUGAUGCUGUUUUUAUUGACAAACAUGGUCGAGAGCACGCUCAUGUCGACUGGAGCAUUUGAAAUCUAUCUGGAUAAGGAACAGAUUUGGAGCAAGCUCGAAAGUGGCCGUGUUCCUUCUCCGCAGGAACUUUUGCAGAUGAUCGACUCUCAGUUGGAGUUAUCUGGAAGGGGUUUUGGCGGCGGUGCUGGUUUCGGUGACUUUAACCAUUAA